ACAUUCUGAGUCAGUUUUGCCAUACAGUAUUGAUUAAAACAACGAUUUACACUGUGAAUUUGUGUUUCAGCUUUAUAAAGACUCUUAUUGUAGUAUUUACUUGUUUAUUUUUGAACAGUGAUGUCUCACCACGGACCACCUCACUAUCCUCAGGGAGGUCCCCCUCCCCCGUUCGGCAGCCAUCCUCCACCUCCAGCGUAUGGCUACGUCCCCGCGGCCGUGGCGAUGCCUGUGUACCCCCCACACCUGGCUGAUUACCCGCACCCCUCCCCUCAACCCCAACCAACCUACAUUACCAACCAUUACUACCCCAAUAACAAUCCCCCACCAGAACCUGUACAUGUUGUUGAGAAUGCUAUGCCACCACCACCGCAGUAUCAGCCAGUACAAGAUUACAUUGACUGGAUACCUUCCACACCGAACACAGCUGCCCCGCUGACUCACAAAGCAGUAGUAGCAGGGAAAGAGCCAGGGUGGGACAGCAGCCCACUGUGGGUCAUCAGAGCGCACCACGGCGGAGACCUUGUUCCUGGCAAGUUAGCCAUCAGGGACCGAAGAGCAUACAUCCCCAUAGCUGGACAAGAAAUACCUGUUCAUAACUUUGAGGUGCUAUGUGCUCCGGCGCACAUCAUCCGCUGGCUGCCAGCCAGUAACGGCCAGGUCCCGGUGGGGGCCAUCCCUGGUGGGAACACUCACAGUGGAGAGACCCUAUACAUAGGCAGGGUCCGAUACAACCGCUCCACUACUCCGGGGAAAGUCCAUCCUAGCCAUGGUUGCCUCUACAUAUCUUUCGGUGGAAUAGAAGUACCUCACAGGAGUUACGAGGUGCUUUGUAGAGUGGUCGGCUGAAAAUUUUUGCCUAUGAACAAUAUGCUCAAUUAUAAAUUGAAUAGCUUACUAAAAUAACGCAUCAACUACUUGCUACUUAUGUAUUACUGUUUAUUUAUGUAGGUAUGUUAAAAAUAUUGUACAGUGUUAAUAAAAUUAGUAUGGGUUAUAAUAAUUCAUAAUAUUUUUUUCAUUUAUAUUUUACUUGGAA
Pectinophora gossypiella (pink bollworm) is the source of this 1039-nucleotide messenger RNA. RefSeq lists its product as uncharacterized. The record is from RefSeq and is a predicted model, not a curated record. The transcript is spliced from 5 exons. The coding region runs from base 121 to 849 and encodes 242 amino acids. NCBI's taxonomy places the organism in Eukaryota, Metazoa, Arthropoda, Insecta, Lepidoptera, Gelechiidae.